This is a messenger RNA of Stylonychia lemnae, 681 nucleotides long. The record is from the annotation of a GenBank genome assembly. NCBI's taxonomy places the organism in Eukaryota, Ciliophora, Spirotrichea, Sporadotrichida, Oxytrichidae.
AUGAAAAAUGUUUUAAUAGGACUCUCAUGUCUUAUAGCAGUAGCAAAUUCAUUAAGCAGUAGCUAAUCAUCAAAGCAUGCAUCUAGAACAGCAAGUGAAUCUUCUGCAGCAUUAUCAAGAGGAGAUGUUCCAGAAAUUUUCCAAUAAACUCUUAAUAGAGAACCACAUGAUGUCUCUGUAAUCUAUGGAAAAUUUUAUUUCUCUGAUCAUGGUUACCCAUAAUUUGAGAAUGUGACUGUAACUUAGGAACAAUUAGAUGAAGUGAUUCCCUAAGAGAUAUUCUGGUAAUAUGAACAAAGAUACUAUUAUCAGCACACAUUUAUGAUUAUCAAAACAAACCUUAGCAAUAUUGAGCGAGAACUAUUGCCAGCCAAUGUUACUCAUAAAUACUAUGUUACAGAGAAAAACGACCUGGGCAUCAUUUGGCAAGUUUACUACACUUGGGAUGAUGCUGUUAAUCUUAAGACUGAGCAUGAUGGAUACCAGUGGCAAAGAAAAAAUGUAGGAAAGUUCAAAGUUAAAAAGCUUGCAAGUGAGAAUAAAUUCACGAUAAAUGAUUUGAAAAAGUAGUUUAACAACAGCCAUUCAUCUCACUACCAUCUAUUUGUAAAGAACUGUCAUUUCUAUGGUGGGAACCUAUACAAGACAAUAAAAGAAGGAUAAAUUAAAAGCAAUAAAUGA